This is a messenger RNA of Nematolebias whitei (Rio pearlfish), 642 nucleotides long. RefSeq names its product gamma-crystallin M2. Gene Ontology annotation, biological process: visual perception; lens development in camera-type eye. Bases 40 to 594 code for a protein of 184 amino acids. The transcript has 3 exons. Gene Ontology annotation, molecular function: structural constituent of eye lens. NCBI's taxonomy places the organism in Eukaryota, Metazoa, Chordata, Actinopteri, Cyprinodontiformes, Rivulidae. The record is from RefSeq and is a predicted model, not a curated record.
GCAGCACUGGAGCAAGAGCAAAAACUCAUCUCUACCAAUAUGAGCAACACAGACAUGAGCAUGAGGGGGAAGGUUAUCUUCUAUGAGGACAGGAACUUUCAGGGUCGCUACUAUGAGUGCAUGAGUGACUGUGCUGACAUGCAUUCCUACCUGAGCAGGUGUCACUCCUGUAGGGUGGAGAGUGGCUGCUUCAUGGCCUAUGACCGUCCCAACUUUAUGGGAAACCAGUAUUUUUUCAGGAGGGGUGAGUAUUCUGAUUACAUGAGCAUGAUGGGCAUGAGGGACUCCAUCAGGUCUUGCCGCAUGAUCCCAAUGUACAGAGGAUCCUACAGAAUGAGAAUCUAUGAGAGGGAGAACUUUGGUGGUCAGAUGUAUGAAAUGAUGGACGACUGUGACCACAUCAUGGAUCGCUACAGAAUGUCUGAUUGCAUGUCCUGCCAUGUGAUGGACGGCUACUGGCUGAUGUACGAGCAGCCCCACUACAAAGGCAGGAUGAUGUACAUGAGGCCCGGAGAGUACAGAAGCUUCAGGGACAUGGGAUUUGGAGGCAUGAGGUUCAUGAGCAUGAGAAGAAUUAUGGAUACUUGGUAUUAAAGGAUUAAUGUACAAUAUUGCGCAAUAAAUAAAUCUGAAUGCACUUUG